AUGACUACUUCUUCCACUAAUGUGCCCUCUGCCAAAGCCAUAUUAUCCACGGCGGCCUCUGUGGCAGCUUCGGUAAUGCUCGUCCGGACUAUAGUGCAGGACUUCUUACCUCAUGAGCUCCAAGAUUAUGUUUUCUCUGGCCUUCGGAAAUUCUUCAACCAAUUCUCCUCCCAACUCACUAUUGUCAUCGAAGAAUUCGAUGAGCUCACAAACAAUCAAGUCUAUGAAGCUGCAGAGAUCUACUUAGGCAACAAAAUCUCUCCCAACACCCAAACACUAAGAAUUAGCAAAUCCGAAAAGGAGAAGAACCUCAAGGUCGCAAUGGGAAGAAAUGAAGAGAUAGUUGAUACCUUUGAUGGUAUUCAAUUCAAAUGGAGAUUGGUUUGUACCCAAAUCGAAUCCAAGGGUUAUCAUAACCCACGAGACCUUAAUUCUUCCUUUCUAUCAGAAAUCAGGUCAUUUGAGCUCAGUUUUCAUAAGAAACACAAAGAGAAGGUGUUGCACUCUUACUUGCCUUACAUAUUGGAGCAAUCCGAGUCCAUGAAAGAAGAGAAUAAGACAGUGAAGCUCUUUACUGUGAACGAAAAUGGUUUAUAUAGGAACUUGGCAGAUGCAUGGAGUUCCAUUAACUUGGAUCACCCUGCAACUUUUGAUACAUUGGCGAUGGAUUUGGAGCUCAAGAAGAUGAUAAUGGAAGAUCUAGAGAGGUUUGUUCAGAGAAAAGAGUUCUAUAGGAGAGUUGGAAAGGCUUGGAAACGUGGUUACCUCUUGUAUGGUCCACCUGGAACAGGGAAGUCGAGCUUGAUUGCUGCCAUGGCCAAUUAUCUCAACUUUGAUAUCUAUGAUUUGGAGCUCACUGAUCUUCAUAGCAACUCGGCACUGAGGAGAUUGUUGAUAGCGACGGCAAAUAGAUCCAUAUUAGUUGUGGAAGAUAUUGAUUGCACAGUGGAUUUUCAAGAUCGGCUAGCUGAGGCUAGAGCUGCACAACCUUAUCAAUUUGAACAGGGCAACCAGGUAACCCUAUCAGGGUUUUUAAAUUUUAUUGAUGGCCUAUGGUCAAGCUGUGGAGAUGAGCGGAUCAUUGUGUUCACAACCAACCAUAAGGAUCGGUUAGAUCAUGCAUUGCUUCGUCCUGGUCGCAUGGACAUGCACAUUCACAUGUCCUUUUGCACACCUAGUGGGUUCAAAAUCCUUGUUUCUAAUUAUCUCCAGAUUAAUGAUCACCCAUUCUUCACAGAGAUUGAAGAGCUAAUAGAGAAAGUUGAGGUCACUCCUGCAAUGGUUGCUGAGGAGCUCAUGAAGAAAGGGAAUCCUGAAGCUGCACUUAAAGGCCUCCUUGAAUUCUUGCAUUCUAAGGAAAAGGAAAGUGCGGAAACAAUGACCACUGAAACCCAGAAAGGAGAAACUGACCAGAAAGAAAGGGAAGACUACUCCAUAUGAACUGAUAUGAAACUAGGAGAAUUAAUUAGCACACUAGAUUAUAAUUAACUUUAUCAAAUAUAAAAUGUAACAUUAAGGAAGAGAAAUGGUUUAAUAGCUUCUUCUAGC
Messenger RNA from Macadamia integrifolia, 1548 nucleotides. Its product is annotated as AAA-ATPase At3g50940-like. The transcript is spliced from 2 exons. Lineage: Eukaryota; Viridiplantae; Streptophyta; Magnoliopsida; Proteales; Proteaceae. Gene Ontology annotation, molecular function: ATP binding; ATP hydrolysis activity. The coding region runs from base 1 to 1440 and encodes 479 amino acids. The record is from RefSeq and is a predicted model, not a curated record.